AUGGAACACUACCGCACAGAGCACAAAGACGCUAAAGAGAAUCACUUGAACAGCAAUGCCACCACGAAUGGUGAUCAAGACUCACGAGAUGUCCGUUACGAUCUUCGUCUCCACAAGCUUCUCAGCACCGCCGGUCUGCAAAAUGAAGCAGAUAAUAUCACCGCAGAUGGAGACCACGACGGCAGUGGAGAGAAUUAUCGGCUCGAGAAGGAUGAGUAUGAUUUGGAUUAUGCAUGGGUAUUCGGCGGAUAUGUGUCAGUGCGAGAGGAUUCGAGCUCCAAGACCCAAAAAGGCAACUAUUCGAGCAGCCUGGUCAGUGGCGGUGUAUGCAAGAUGACGAUGGGACUCACAAAGGACUCAGAUCACAAUCUGAGGGCCGAGUCACUGUCUGGUUGUGAUGGCUCUUUAGGUAUGCAACCUAGUGAUUAUGAAAAAUGGAAUCGCGAGCACGACGGCGGCCACGCUCGACGAGACGUGGAAUUUGUAGAGGUUCGUAGCAUCGACUGA
This is a messenger RNA of Penicillium longicatenatum, 507 nucleotides long. RefSeq lists its product as uncharacterized. NCBI's taxonomy places the organism in Eukaryota, Fungi, Ascomycota, Eurotiomycetes, Eurotiales, Aspergillaceae. The transcript is spliced from 2 exons. The record is from RefSeq and is a predicted model, not a curated record. The coding region runs from base 1 to 507 and encodes 168 amino acids.